Messenger RNA from Botrytis porri, 486 nucleotides. RefSeq lists its product as uncharacterized. The transcript has a single exon. Lineage: Eukaryota; Fungi; Ascomycota; Leotiomycetes; Helotiales; Sclerotiniaceae. Bases 1 to 486 code for a protein of 161 amino acids. The record is from RefSeq and is a predicted model, not a curated record.
AUGCCUCGUCCGGAGCUUCAAUACGAUAACAAUGGUAAGCUCACCAUCAAAUUCGACUAUAACAAUUCCACAGCUGUGUCUUGCCUUUCACAAUAUGCCUCGCGUGUCCGAACAAUACACUUCGAAAUCACAUUCCCAGCCCCAAACUACAACGAUCCUGAUCUCACGAGAGUCACAGGAGAAAUCGAGGAUAUCGUCAACAUUAUCAACAACGAAUUCACAAACGUAUCUCAAUUCGAAGUAACAUUCUUCCUACAAAGACUCGAUGUAAAUCAGCUCUCAAGUGCUCGUGCUUUUCGAAAGCUCAAUCUCAGAGGAUGCGAAUUGACUUAUUUUGUCGAAGGUGAGUGCACGGAUAUAGUUGAUAUGGAUACGGACUGGCUUGAGGAACUCGAACCUGUAUAUGGUAGGCCGAGUUAUAGUAACUAUUUUCCUGGUGAUAGCGAUGAGGACGGGUAUGUAUGGUCGGCUUCGGAUUCGGAGUAG